AAGGCGGUGGUGACGACAUGCAGUCACAUCUUCUGCCUCAAGUGUGCCAACGAUCUCUUCACCAGUGCGAGGGCCUGCCCAGCUUGCGAAACGCAGCUUACGGAACCGGACGAUGUGGUUGUAUCGAGCUUGCAGCCUAGUGCAGACUACAGAACGAGCGUCCUAGCAGGUCUCUCCCCGCAGAUCAUCAUGUAG
Messenger RNA from Ceraceosorus guamensis, 195 nucleotides. RefSeq lists its product as hypothetical. Gene Ontology annotation, cellular component: synaptonemal complex. The record is from RefSeq and is a predicted model, not a curated record. The transcript is spliced from 2 exons. Gene Ontology annotation, biological process: reciprocal meiotic recombination. The annotation marks the transcript as partial. Gene Ontology annotation, molecular function: ubiquitin protein ligase activity. Lineage: Eukaryota; Fungi; Basidiomycota; Exobasidiomycetes; Ceraceosorales; Ceraceosoraceae.